AACAAAUUUGAAGAAGGAAUUUGUAAAAUUAUAAUUAUGACUAAGUAUAAAGGAAGAUGAAUUAUUAUAGUUGGUAACAAAAAUGGAUUAUAAAAAAGAUGCAAUUUAUACCUACUGGGUACAGUACACGACUAAGAAUGAAGAAGCAUCAUUUAGACAGUUUAUACAAGGUUUUGUAGCUAUUUGGGAGCCUAAACUAAAUUUAAAAUGGGAAAAUACAGAAAUGUGUUUACCAUCAGUGAUAGAUCCAGAAGCUGGACCUUCCUUGUCUCGGUUACCAGAUGAGUUAUUACCGGCUAUUGCUAAAUUUUUGUACAUAGCAAAAGAUAAUGCAGAAAAAGAGGAAUUUUCAAAAGAAAAAAUUGUUGAAGCAGAAUAUUUAUUACGCAGCUUGAUUGUAAUAAGUAGGAAUUUUUAUAACAUUCCAUUGUUGACGUCUUGUGAUUACGUUGGAGAAAGCACAUCUGUAGCUAUUAAUAUUAUACACAAACUUACAUCUGAAAAUGAACAAUAUGAUGAAUCGACUACAUUGUCGUUAUUAUCUUUUUGUCAUACAUUAUGCCAUUUUCUGGAAUGUUUAUAUGAUCCCUACCAGAUAUGGCGAUGUUUUGAUUCUUCGCAAAUGAAAGAAUUAGAUACUACUAAACUUCAGUAUUCGCCAUCUAUGCUUCACGUAGAAGUUGUUCCUUUUAUUUUUGAUUGUUUUGAAACAAAUUUGGCAGUAAAGCAUCCUCUAUUAGCUGCUGAAAUUUUGAAUAUAUUCGGGGCAGUUGUUUGUGGAUCUCAGCUAUUUAUAAUGCUGAGCAUAGGGGAAGGUCCGUGUUCUAUUGUGUUUAAUGACUUGCAUAAUGCACUCCGUGGUGUAAGUCCUCCAACCUGUACUUUAAUAAUGAAAGUGAUAUCUGACAAAAACGUACCCUUGGUUGUAAAAAAAACGGCUCUUCGGUGUUUUGUGACGGUUACCCAAGUUAUGAUACAGUUUCCUCCUCACCAAUGUCAGUUGGAUGUUUCUACCCAAAUAGAAUGUUUGACAGAUGCGUUGAAAGAAUGUACAACAGUUGAAAUUAAUGUGCCACUAGUAUUAUGUGUGAUUAAAGCAAUUGGUCAAUCAAUUGACCUAUCUGGAGUCAACGCUGAAAAACUACGGGAAUAUGUUGUGGAAUGUAAAUUAUUGGAAAUUAUUUUGAACGUGCUCAGUAAAUUGGAGACUAAAAUUGAAUCAGAUCAAGUGGUUGACUGCAUUGAAACUAUUUCAUCUAUUUUACGUGGAUCUAAUGAAGCAAAAUCUCAAAUGUUGGAAAUCAAUGGAUACAAUAAAGUUUUUAAAUUUGUUGAAAAAGAAAAAAAGAAAAGCCAGUCUUUAUUGAAAGCUAUUAUAUCUAUUGCUACAGAAAAUACAGACAAGACAUUAGAUCAAAAUCUAGAGAAUCCACAAAUGAUUGUGCCUUUAAUUAAAUGGUUGCCAAGUCUUGAAGAGGUCGACCAAGUUUGGUUAGCAAGUGUAAUAUUUAACUUGUGCACAACAAAUUUGCAAAGUAAAUGUCAUUCAUCGAGUUGUAAAGUUAUCGACUCUGUGUGCAAAUGCUUAGAAAAUUGCGAUCAGUUAGUACCAAAAACUGUUCACCAGCUACUCAAACUUAUUGAACAUUUAGCAUCCCAUUCUAUUUCCACAUCAGAGUUAAAAAAAAUAUUUUUAUUAAUGAGGGAUGCAGACGAAUCAUAUCCAUACACUACUCAAAUUCUUGGAACAUUAUCAGAAAUUGCUUACAGUGCAUGUGAUUAUAAUUGUAAAGUAUUUUUCGAUAUUCAAAAGGAUAACGACGGCUUAAGAAUUGAUGAACUUAAAAAAUGGCCUGGUCCCAUGAGCGGUUUGGCUUUUCAUUGUUGGUUACGCUUGGAUAAUGUCAGUUUUCAUCAUUGCACCAGUUCGUUUGGCUUAGCAUCAUACAGGCGACAAUUAUUACAUCUAAUUACAAGUUCUCACACUGGAUUAGAAAUUUUCAUUGGCUCUGAUUGGACUUUGGUUGUUGGAAUGAACACUAAAAAAGAGUUUUUUACCAUUACCGCUCGAGACUUCAGAUUUGUAGAAAAUCGUUGGUAUUGCAUUGACGUUUGUUACAGUCCGCCAAAAAGACCAUUUGGACAUAAUCAAAUUUCAAUUUAUAUUGAUGGAGUUCAAAAUAUCUGCGCUCCCGCGAAAUUUACACCUUUAACCGAUCAGUUUCAGCAGUGUUCAAUUGGAACGUUUAUACCUCAAUUGUCUAAAUCUAUAGAGACAUAUCAGCAAACCGAUCGAGGAAUAUUACCGUCAUUUAUAACUCAAGUGCCGAAUUAUUUAUUGAUGAGAGGUACUGGCGCAUUGGAUCCAUACGUAAAAGAUUUUCCUCCUGGAAUGCAAGACUCGCUGUAUGGUCGCUCGAUGUGUUUAAAAGGUCAGCUAGGGCCGAUUUGUUUGUUUCCCGAGUAUUUAUCAAACCAUCAAGUCAAAACUCUGUAUGAAUUAGGUCCAAACUAUACUUCUUUAAACACAAUGGAUGACUCUACAUCGGACAUAACAGGAAUGUUUAAUAGAUCUGUUUUUUACUUCAGUCCUACAGCAUCUUCCACUCGAGAAAUCGCUCUAGACUUAAGUCAGAAAAAUAAAGUUAACGCGCAACUUACAUCCACCGUUUAUAAAUGUUCAUCAAUUCAAGACGUGAUUAAUAUGAUUGGUGGACUAUAUGUGCUGUUUCCUAUUUUAGAAAGUAAAAUUUUAAAUGAAAGCGAUCUUGGAUUGUUAUCAUUAGAUCAAACGAACAUGGAAAUGACAGUUGAUAUUGAAGACUUUUCAUCUCUUCGUUCAUACUCUUUAGACGACAGACUUGAGCUUCAUCCCAUUGGUCUGUUAUUAAUACUAAUGAAAAAUUUAAUGAAAGGAAAUAUUGUUGGCCAAGAACAGUUGUUAAGGAAAAAUGGCAUUCCAAUAUUAGGAGAAUUGCUCACAAAUGUCCCGCCAGAUAAAAUUGAUUUACAAAUGUUGGAGGCAUUACAAUUAUUUAUGGAAACUCUACAAGAAAUUUCCAACACACAACUUCUAAGAGCUUUUUAUCAGCAUAUUCUCUUUAAUUUUACCAUUUGGUCAAGAUGUUCUUUUCAAAUACAAAUUGGCGUUGUUAAGUUAUUGUAUCUGCUGAUUAAGAAUGACCGUAAGUCAUUUCGUAAACGGUUUGGUGUACAAUUUUUUUUGGAUUCAAUAAGAACAUAUUAUACAACAUGUGAUGUACUUGCUGCUAAUCAUACAACAGUAUUACGAUCAUCGUUGUUGGAUAUUGUCAGGUUUUAUGUUCAAAAAGAAGUUUUUGCAUCUGAUAUUGAUAUAAUUAUUCGCUAUUUAAUAACAUGCAGAUCAGAAACAAUGAUAAUAGAAUUAUUAGAUGUUCUGAUAAAAUAUUUGGGUUCAGAUUGUUGUAAAGAUCAAGUGUUUUUGUUUAUAUAUGAACCACAAACUGCAGACCUAUUAUAUUCUUUAUUGGUUGAAAAAUCCAUCAGUAUGCUAGCAAAACAACAUAUCUUAAAAUUAUUUUCUGUGUUACUUCAAACAAAGUAUGUGUAUGAUCGCCAUAAAUGUAAUCUACGAUUACAAAACUCAGGAUUUGGACUAUAUCCAGGUCUCAUAUCGUGUUUGCCAGAUUUCCAAAAUUUAACAAUGGAAGUAACGUUAAUGAUGUUGGAUCAAAUUUUAUUAACGGAUUCACUGAGUACUUAUACAGCAGUUCUGUCUGUGCUUCAUCGGCUUGCAUAUGAAGAAAUUACUAUUAAGUUGGAGGCUGCAAGAAAAGUGUUAACAAUGAUUUACAUGAACCCUAAUGCAGCUAAAGCAAUUGCUAAACAAGCAGGUUGGCAGGAUUGUGUUACUCGACUAUUAGUUCACCGAUUGGCUGAAAGCAAAACGUCGCACAACCAGGAUUUGAUAACUUUUAAAGAACAAGAUGUUCCAAAAAUUUACAAGAAAUUAAAAAAAUGCAGAUCAUAUCCUAAUAUUUUAAAAGCAAAGCACUUGUCGUUGAGGAGAUGCAAUUCAAUGUUUGAAUUGGAAAGGGAUUUGUCUAAUGAUGGCUUUAGAACAAGUUUAACACCAACUGUGUAUAAUUUAGCAUACGCUGCUAAUUUUAUUGAAAACGAAAUAAAAGGGGUAGCUGGAUCAGUAUCUGCAGUUGUUGUGGAUAAUCUACAGUAUGCCUCGGAAAACUUAAGCUCGGCAGUUAACUCAGUUGGUUUAGUUGUGAGUGAUAAUAUUCAAAUGGCUUCUGAUAACUUAGCGUUUGCGAUGAACACUGUCAGUGGUAACAUUCAUUCGGCAACUAGUAAUCUGUCAUCGGCAGUUACAUCGGCCUAUUCGAUUUUUAAACAAAAAACCACCGAAAUACAAGAAAUCGGAGAGAACGCAAAAGAGCGUCUUAAAAAGUAUGCAAUGUAUUCACCACAAUCUGAUAGAAAUAUUAUUUAUGAAGAUAAAGCCCAUUCAAUGACUAAACAAUUACUUAUUGAACUCGGUUUGGAGGCAGAUACAUACAGCAUUAGCAACAGAUCAAUAUCUAGUAGUCUUGAAGAUGUUUCAUCGAUAAAGUCAUCUAUAGCUCCAGAUAACCGUUCAAUUAGUUCAGGGAUUACAAGUUCUGACAAUAUUUCAACAGUUUGCGAAGACAUUGAAAACAAUGAACAAAAUGAUUUUGACACAAUUAAUCCAUGGCAAGAACUGACCAAUAACCAAUAUGAUAACAAAGAGAAGGAUUUGUGUUCGUUUGUUGAGAAUAUUCUUUUUGUCGUUAUGUGGCGUGGUGUUAAUAUUCACAAUAAAAACUGUUGGAAAGAACGGGGACAAGUUAUGGCUUGUAUAAAUAUGAUAAGUCUAAAUAAUAUGUUGUACUGUUCACACUUGGAACUCAAACUUCAUAUUCUAGAGAAAGCCGUCGAAGCUGUUCUAAGUGACUUGCACGAUUCAGGAUCAACUCUCGAAUGUGAUCAUGCUAAAACUGAGAAUGUUGGCCAGCUCUUUGGUCUGAUAUACGAUCUGGUUGUCUUGGAUCCAAGUCCAAAUUUUGACAAGAAAUGUUCUGUAAAAUUAUUAGACGGAUGUAUAAAACUAAUCGAGUCAUUAGCCAUUUUUGGAGACUUUCAAGAACCAAAUAGCAAAGACAUCGCUAUGAAAUUUUAUGGUAUUUUGCUGAGUUGUUCGUCAAGUAGUAACAUGGAAAUUUGUGCCAUGGCAACAGUGAAGCUACACACUAUACUGCAAACUAGUAGUAGAAGUGUUGUAGAGAUUGAAUGUUAUUUGUUACGGUCAGUGAAUACGAUUUUACAGAAGUCACUUAAAGAUGAAAAAUUGGAGCGUUAUUCAUUUAUCCUCCCGUUAGUUAAGACUCUGAUCACAAAGUUAUCAGAACCGCUCAAUAUUUCAAACACUGAACUACCUUAUUUGACUGAAGUGCUAUACAGUGGACAAUUUUAUGAUAAAUUUUUCACGUAUUGUACUACUGCAGAAUGGGCUGUAUUUAUAGAAACUAAGGUAUCGGACCUUUGCAAGGAGUACCGGCGAUCGAUGAAUGCCGAAAUCACCGAAUCCAUGAACACGUUCUGGGCCGAGUGUUAUGAAUCGUACAAAAACGCAUUGGACACGAGAAACCGACAUGUGGCCGACAGUCGUAAAGCGUUUCAGGCUACAAUAGUCGAUCCGUAUAAAAUAAAAAAACAAGAAGAAGAAUCGAGAAUAUAUUUAAUUGAGAAUCAAAGGAAGGCCCAACGACUAUUAGUUCGAGCUAAGUGGAGACAAAUUAAAGGGUACCUUUGCGGCGAACGAGGACCGUGGAAAUCUAGGACGAUUCCAGAACGACAUUGGAUAUUGUCGCAACACGAAAAUUACUCGAGAAUGCGAUUGAAACUAUGUCCCAACUAUCAUUUUGACGACCACAAGAACGCCAGCAAUCUACGAGACAACGCCGGUAAUGCCGUCAAAUGCAUUAUGGACUGUCCUGAAAUUCCGCCGAGUAUGCCUCAAGUGGCCGUCCGGAGCUUAGUGGAAGAAGACGGAGAGAUGUUACCCGACGAAGACAUUGCUUCGUAUAAAACUAACUAUCCUGAGGAAGACAACGAACGAAAAGAAAAGCUCAUGUUGUCCGUCGAAUGUCAAUUGGUGACAUUGAUGAGCGUAAUCAAAGGGAGGUUAGUCAUCACGACCACCCACGCAUACUUCCAUGAUUUGACGCCCAUCACUGAGGAUUGCGAUAGACACGAUUUUAAAUGGUCAAUGACGAAAUUGCGAGACGUGUACUUGAGACGGUACAAUCUGCGCCGUAGCGCUUUAGAAUUUUUUUUGAUGGACCAGUCGAAUUACUUUUUAAAUUUCACAACGAAGACCCGUUUGAAAGUGUUAACGGUAAUCUAUAACGUGCAUCCGCCGAGUUUUUCUUACAACAGCAGCCGACACCCACAAGACUUACUGAGGAAAUCGGGCGUAACUCAAAAGUGGGUCAACAGAGAAAUAUCGAACUUCGAGUAUUUGAUGCAAUUGAACACCAUAGCCGGCCGGACAUAUAACGACCUCUCGCAGUAUCCGGUAUUUCCUUGGGUGUUGGCUGACUACUCGUCCGAGGAAUUGGACUUGAAUGAUCCAAAGACGUUCAGAGAUUUAUCUCGACCGGUGGGUGUAGUCAAUCCCUGCAACGAAGCCGACGUCCAGGCCAAGUACAAGAAUUUCGAAGACCCGAACGGAGUGAUCGGCAAGUUUCACUACGGCACGCACUAUUCGAAUUCUGCCGGUGUGCUCCAUUACUUGGUCCGAGUCGAACCGUACACUUCUCUGCACAUAGACCUCCAGAGCGGCAGGUUCGACGUAGCGGACCGUCAGUUUCAUUCAAUCGCCCAGACUUGGAAGUUGUUGAUGGAUACGCCCAACGACGUCAAAGAACUCAUACCCGAGUUUUUCUAUUUCCCCGAGUUUUUGAAAAACAUGAACAACUUUGAUCUAGGUCGUUUGCAGUCGUCGAAAGAAAAGAUAGGAGAUGUAAUUCUUCCUCCGUGGGCGGAUAAUCCCGAAGAUUUUAUUUACAAGCACAGGAAGGCCUUGGAGUCUGAAUACGUAUCUAGUCACUUGCACGAAUGGAUCGACCUAAUAUUCGGGUACAAGCAAAAAGGACAAGCAGCGGUGGACGCAAUGAAUGUAUUCUAUUAUUGCAGCUACGAGGGAGCUGUGGACUUAGAUGCCAUCGUCGAUCCGGUGGAAAGGGAGGCGGUCGAAGGCAUGAUAAACAACUUUGGACAGACUCCCAGUCAACUCCUGCGGGAACCACACCCGCAAAGGUUGCCACUAGACAAAGCUCUGGAGAAAAUGAUGAAAUCCGACAACAAGAAACCAGACCUCACCAUGAUGCUAAAGGAGUUGUCCACGUUUUACGUAGAGAUAACGGACAGCAAACAUCCAAUGGUGUUUUUAAGCCCCCCUCGUUCGGGACCUAAAGGGCUUUUGCAAACGGCCGACGACACGCUGGUGACCGUAUGUGAGAAUACUCUCAUCGGCCGGCACUCUUGGUUACCAUACGACAGACAUUCCAACAAGGGUUUUACACUAGAAGUAGACCAGUCGCACGUGUUGCUCAAAAGCAAAAAAGAUCCUAACGCUUAUCCCACGAGGUCAUCUUCGUAUCAUCCGUCCAUUAAAAUAAACAGCCACCUGUUCGCCGUGUCUAAUGAUGCCAAAUAUCUCUUCACAGCAGGUCAUUGGGAUUACAGCGUAAAGACAUUUAGUUUUUCGAGAAACAAGUACCUCUCGUCGGUUAUCAGACAUUUUGACAUUGUGACUUGUAUAGCGUUGGACACCUGUGGAUGGUACAUGAUAAGCGGAUCUAGAGACUGUACGUCGGUCGUCUGGGACGUGUCCAACGCGAAUAACGUCAGCCCCAAGCCUUUCCAAACGCUACUCGGUCACGACUUACCAGUCACUUGUGUGGCGAUUGCCACCGAAUUGGACAUGGCCGUUUCCGGAUCCGAAGACGGCACCGUGAACGUGUACAGCAUACACCAGGGGCUGUUGGUCCACUGUCUAAUUCCUCUGGGUUGUGUCUGCCCUCCGUCCACGAUAUCCUACGUGACCGUUUCGUUUCAAGGACACAUCGCGUUUUCCGCCAAAGAUAACGAAAGCCAUUCCGUUCACGUGUUCAGCUGCAAUGGCGAUAAUUUGGGCUCGAAGUACGUCGGGGCCCAGGUGACCGGCAUUACGACCAUUGGCGAUUGUUUGGUCGUAGUCGACGACGCGGGUUAUCUGACAUUAAGCAGACUCUUGGGUUUACAUCCGGUCUACGACGUUCCGUUGGAUGUUCCUGUGCAAACGGUGGUCGCCACGCCGGGCAACACACACUUGCUGGCACCCCUCAGAGACGGUAACAUAGUGGUCAUUGGAUUGCCCAACUCGAGCAACUGAUUUCCGUUACAAAAAAUUGUUUUUUUUUGUAAAAUCUAGUUAAAAUUUCUAUAAUAUCGUUGUUUAAAAUCUGUAUUGUAUUUUAUGUGUAAUCGGUUGCCAAAUACUAGUGAUGGUAUUCGAUCGUAUUAUUGCUCAUUACUUGUAAUUUGUUUUUUUUUUUAUUGACUUAACUCGAAUAGGGGCUAGUCUUACAUCAAUAUAUAUAUAUAUAUAUAUAUAUAAGUACACAUAAUAUGUAGGUACACUUAUUGUAUGACCGCAAAACUACCUAUUUACAUACUGCUAUUACUAUAUAAUAAUAUCAUCAUCAGUUAUAAUUUUUAAAUCAUCAGUGGUUUUGGGUACACUUUAAAGGAGUAAAAAUAAUCAUACAACACUAAC
Adelges cooleyi (spruce gall adelgid) is the source of this 8836-nucleotide messenger RNA. RefSeq names its product neurobeachin-like protein 2. Gene Ontology annotation, cellular component: membrane; cytosol. The record is from RefSeq and is a predicted model, not a curated record. Gene Ontology annotation, molecular function: protein kinase binding. Lineage: Eukaryota; Metazoa; Arthropoda; Insecta; Hemiptera; Adelgidae. The coding region runs from base 83 to 8452 and encodes 2789 amino acids. Gene Ontology annotation, biological process: intracellular protein localization. The transcript is spliced from 48 exons.